Messenger RNA from Odobenus rosmarus divergens (Pacific walrus), 3966 nucleotides. It is a transcript of the gene AMPD2, whose product is annotated as adenosine monophosphate deaminase 2. Lineage: Eukaryota; Metazoa; Chordata; Mammalia; Carnivora; Odobenidae. The record is from RefSeq and is a predicted model, not a curated record. Gene Ontology annotation, cellular component: cytosol. Gene Ontology annotation, biological process: IMP salvage; AMP metabolic process. Bases 383 to 3133 code for a protein of 916 amino acids. The transcript has 19 exons. Gene Ontology annotation, molecular function: AMP deaminase activity.
GUUGCGUGACUCCCCGACAGUCCAGCUACGGUAGUCCGAUCCCGAACACCCAGAGUGUGGAGAGAAGAUCAGACGAGUUCCGGGUCCUGCUCCCUGGGAAGCACGUGGCCUGCUCGCCUCUUGAGCAGAGAGCUGGGGGUCGGGACUCCGGGGUCUUCGAGGCCAGUGCAGCAGCCGAGGUCUGCCGGGGUCCACCUCCCGCCUCCGGGCAAUUUUGAAAGACUGCCUUACUCCUUCCAUCGCAGUGCCAGGGCAGGGGUCCUCGGAGCGACUGGGCCAGGGUCGGGGUCCCGGCCCUCCUCCCCUCUUUUGCGACCCCCGGUUCCCGGCUGGGCAGACCCUGGCGGGCAGCCUCCCUGAUACCCCUGCGGGCUCGGGCAGCAUGGCCUCAGUCCCAGCUAGCAGCAGUCGCGUCACUCCAGGGUCUGAGGAGGGAAGGGAGGGGAUAAGAGGCGGGGAUGGAGGCCCCCCUGCCCGAGGUUGCCUAGACAACAUCAGAAAUCGUGGCCAGGGCCUCUUCCGCCUGCGGGGCUUCUGCUUCCUGCAUCAGUCACUCCCGCUGGGGGCGGGGCGGAGGAAGGGGUUGGAUGUGGCAGAGCGAGGCCCAGCUGGUGCGGCUCAGACUCCCCCCGCCAUCUCCGCCGCUCGAGCCAUGGCAUCCAACCCAUCUGGCCCCAGCAACCCCAAGGCCAAAUAUCCCUUUAAGAAGCGGGUCAGCUUGCAGGCCUCCUCUGCAGUACCAGAGGCUCGGGGUGGGCUGGGGGCCCCUCCGCUGCAGUCUGCCCGAUCCCUGCCAGGCCCUGCCCCCUGCCUCAAGCACUUCCCACUCGACCUACGCACGUCCAUGGAUGGCAAAUGCAAGGAGAUCGCCGAGGAGCUGUUCAGCCGCUCCCUGGCUGAGAGCGAGCUCCGCAGCGCUCCGUACGAGUUCCCCGAGGAGAGCCCCAUCGAGCAGCUGGAGGAGCGGAGGCAGCGCCUGGAGAGGCAGAUCAGCCAGGAUGUCAAGCUGGAGCCGGACAUCCUGCUUCGGGCCAAGCAAGAUUUCCUGAAGACAGACAGUGCCUCGGACCUCCAGCUCUACAAGGAGCAGGGCGAGGGGCAAGGCGACCGGGGCCUGCGGGAGCGAGACGUGGUGCUAGAGCGGGAAUUUCAGCGGGUCACCAUCACCGGCGAGGAGAAGUGUGGGGUGCCAUUUACAGACCUGCUGGAUGCAGCCAAGAGCGUGGUGCGGGCACUCUUCAUCCGGGAAAAGUACAUGGCCCUGUCGCUGCAGAGUUUCUGCCCCACCACCCGCCGGUACCUGCAGCAGCUGGCUGAGAAGCCUCUGGAGACACGGACCUACGAGCAGGGCCCCGACACCCCCGUGUCCGCUGAUGCCCCGGUGCACCCCCCUGCGCUGGAGCAGCACCCCUAUGAGUACUGUGAGCCAAGCACCAUGCCUGGGGACCUGGGCUUGGGCCUGCGCAUGGUGCAGGGCGUGGUGCAUGUCUACACCCGCAGGGAACCUAAUGAGCAUUGUCCAGAGGUGGAGCUGCCGUACCCUGACCUGCAGGAAUUUGUGGCGGAUGUUAAUGUGCUGAUGGCCCUGAUAAUCAAUGGCCCCAUAAAGUCCUUCUGCUACCGCCGCCUACAGUACCUGAGCUCCAAGUUCCAGAUGCACGUGCUGCUCAACGAGAUGAAGGAGCUGGCCGCCCAGAAGAAGGUGCCACACCGAGAUUUCUACAACAUCCGGAAGGUGGACACACAUAUCCAUGCCUCAUCCUGCAUGAACCAGAAGCAUCUGCUGCGCUUUAUCAAACGCGCGAUGAAGCGACAUCUGGAGGAGAUCGUGCACGUGGAGCAGGGCCGCGAGCAGACGCUGCGGGAGGUCUUUGAGAGCAUGAAUCUCACUGCUUACGACCUGAGUGUGGACACGCUGGACAUGCACGCGGACAGGAACACCUUCCAUCGCUUUGACAAGUUCAAUGCCAAGUACAACCCCAUUGGGGAGUCUGUCCUCCGAGAGAUCUUCAUCAAGACCGACAAUAGGGUUUCUGGAAAGUACUUUGCCCACAUUAUCAAGGAAGUGAUGUCUGACCUGGAGGAGAGCAAAUACCAGAACGCGGAGCUGCGGCUCUCCAUCUAUGGGCGCUCGAGGGACGAGUGGGACAAGCUGGCGUUCUGGGCCGUGAAGCACCGAGUACACUCUCCCAAUGUGCGCUGGCUCGUGCAAGUGCCCCGCCUCUUCGACGUGUACCGUACAAAGGGCCAGCUAGCCAACUUCCAGGAGAUGCUGGAGAACAUCUUCCUGCCACUGUUUGAGGCCACUGUGCACCCUGCCAGCCACCCGGAGCUGCACCUCUUCUUGGAGCACGUGGAUGGCUUUGACAGCGUGGAUGAUGAGUCUAAGCCCGAGAACCACGUCUUCAACCUGGAGAGCCCUCUCCCCGAGGCUUGGGUGGAGGAGGACAACCCACCCUAUGCCUACUACCUGUACUACACCUUUGCCAACAUGGCCAUGCUGAACCACCUGCGCAGGCAGAGGGGCUUCCACACGUUUGUGCUGAGGCCACACUGUGGGGAAGCGGGGCCCAUCCACCACCUGGUGUCGGCCUUCAUGCUGGCCGAGAACAUUUCUCACGGGCUGCUUCUGCGCAAGGCCCCAGUCCUGCAGUACCUGUAUUACCUGGCCCAGAUUGGCAUCGCCAUGUCUCCGCUCAGCAACAACAGCCUGUUCCUCAGCUACCACCGGAACCCGCUCCCCGAGUACCUGUCCCGCGGGCUCAUGGUCUCGCUGUCCACUGAUGAUCCCCUGCAGUUCCACUUCACCAAGGAGCCACUGAUGGAGGAGUACAGCAUCGCCACGCAGGUGUGGAAGCUCAGCUCCUGCGACAUGUGUGAGCUGGCCCGCAACAGCGUGCUCAUGAGCGGCUUCUCCCACAAGGUGAAGAGCCACUGGCUGGGACCCAACUAUACCAAGGAGGGCCCCGAGGGCAAUGAUAUCCGCCGUACAAACGUGCCGGACAUCCGUGUGGGCUACCGCUAUGAGACUCUGUGCCAGGAGCUGGCUCUCAUCACACAGGCUGUCCAGAGUGAGAUGCUGGAGACCAUCCCUGAGGAGAGCGGGGUCAUGACAAGCCCGGGGCCUCAGUGAGCCCGGCCCACCUUGCCCCCGCAGCUCAGCACCUUGACCACGUUUUAUCCUCAGACCCCUCCUGCCCUGUCACGUCUGCAUGUGUCCGUUCUUCUUUGUCCUGUCCUGCAUGUCUCCAACCUGUAUCUGUCCCGGUGCCACCUCCCGGAAAGUGGUGCCCAGAAUCUGCUUUGCUCUUGUCUUGGCUCGGAUGGUACCUGAUGGCCCAGGUUUGCUGGCUGCCCUGCCCAUGGCCCUGUCCCAGGAACCUCUGAAGCCUGGCUGUCCGGUGGGCGUCUAAGUGUCCACGGGGGCUAGGGAUGGUUGAAGGGGGCUGGCCCCUCUAGCCUUUGGGGUCCCAUCUGGGCAGAUGUCGUCUUGUGUGUGCGGCUGAGGAGCAGGCAGGUGGGGCCCGUGUGUAUCUGCCGGGGGUCUGUGGCACUCCAGCACUUCCAGUGAGCACAGUUGGGCGGAGAGCUCAGUCACAGCCCUGGCGGCCUGGACUCGGGCCUCAGCGGCGCUGGACCACUGCCUCCACCACGUCACUGCCUAGCAGCUUCCUCUGUCCUUUCUCUGGUCCACAUGCUCUUCUGGUGUCAGCUUCCUGGGCCUCUGUGGGAGGGGGUAGCUGCCCUGUGUUGUGUCUGGGGCCACUACAGCUGGAGGGUCCUGAAUCUGUCACCAGCCCUGGGGGUGGUAGCCCCACGAUGGUCCCCAGAGUUUUGGCCAGACCUGAAUCCACCUGGUCCCCUGUGUUGUGUUUUGGACUGAGGCCUUUGCUGUGAAAUGCAGUGUUUCAUACAAUCCCAUCUUUCCUAGUGCAUGAGAAAUAAAGAUUAUUUAAGUAAUGAGGC